CCACCCUAAUAGUGCAUUGAUUUUUUCUAUUGUGGCUGCCAAAAGCCAUUAUAUGAUUCAAAUCUCUGGACCUUUUCCAUCAGAGCUCUUUUAGAAGCUUGAAACAUCAGCAAGUAUUAGGCAUGGCUUUGAUAUGGGCAACACUAGUGGUUGUUCUUAUUGUAUAUGCCUUGUAUGAGCUGCUAAACAAUAUCCAGAAGAGGAAAAGGUAUCCUCCAGGUCCAAAAGGUCUUCCCAUUUUAGGACAUCUUCACUUGUUAGGUAAAAAUCCACACCAAGAUUUCCUAAAACUAGCCAAGAAACAUGGUCCGCUUAUGUAUGUGCAACUGGGACUAGUACCUACAAUCGUUGUCUCGUCUGCAGAUGCAGCGGAGAAGGUCCUCAAGACAUAUGAUCAUAUAUUUGCUAGUAGGCCUUAUAACGAGGGAGCUCAGUAUUUGGCAUAUGGCCAGAAGAAUUUGAUAUUUGCAAAGUAUGGACCAUAUUGGCGCAACAUGCGCAAAAUGUGCACCGUGCACCUUUUCAGUAACCAAAAGAUCAAUUCAUUUCAAUCCAUGAGAAGGCAACAAGUUGAGCUUAUGAUCGAAUCACUUAAAAAGGAGGCUCAUGAUAGCCUUCUUGUUGAUCUUAGUGCAAAGAUUGCAUCCUUGAAUGCAGACGUGAUUUGUUUGAUGGUGUUUGGAAAGAAGUACAUGGACGAAGAUUUGGAUAAGAGGGGAUUCAAAGCUGUAGCUCAAGAGGUUGUGCAUUUGGCUGCAACACCAAAUCUUGGAGAUUUUUUCCCCUGCCUUGGUGUAAUUGAUCUCCAGGGACUCACUCGCCGGCUCAAGGAUCUUUCGAAGGUGUUAGAUGAGUUUCUUGAGAAGAUUAUUGAUGAGCAUGUCCAGUCUCAUGAGCAGAAGCAAUCCAAGGACUUUGUGGACACCAUGUUGGACAUUAUGCAAUCAGGAGAUGAAGAAUUUCAGUUUGACCAUAGCCAUAUAAAAGCUAUCCUUGUCGACAUGCUAGUUGCAGGAAUGGACACUUCAUCAACAGCUGUAGAAUGGAUACUGACAGAGCUUCUUAGGCAGCCUCAUGUGAUGAAGAAACUCCAAAAAGAGUUAGAAGAAGCAGUAGGCCUUGAAAGAAUGGUUGAAGAAUCAGACUUGGAUAACUUGAAGUACUUAGAUAUGGUUGUAAAGGAAGGCAUGAGGCUGCACUCCAUAGUGCCACUAGCGCCUCACGAGGCCAUGGAAGAUUGUUUAGUCGAUAAUUUCCACAUACAAAAGGGAUCCCGGAUCAUGAUAAACUAUUAUGCUAUUCAGAGAGAUCCAAAUAUUUGGCCUGAGCCUGACAAGUUUUUGCCCGAGAGGUUUAUUGGGAGCAGUAUCGACGUUCGUGGACGUGACUUCCAACUUUUACCAUUUGGCUCUGGCAGAAGAAGCUGCCCUGGAAUGCAGUUGGGAAUUUUUCUUGUCCGCCUUUUGGUGGCACAAUUGGUGCAUUGCUUUGAUUGGGAGCUUCCAAAUGGUAUGCAGCCUUCUGAUUUGGACAUUGAUGAGCACUUUGGGUUAGCGACAAGCAAAGAAAACCAUUUAAUGGCUAUUCCUACUUAUAGACUAAGCGAUGCUUAAUCUCAAAUGGCACAAUAUGGUGCAAUAAUCAAUUAAAGGAAGAUCUGUUCACAAAAAUAGUACUCCAAAGCAGAAAAAGAAAGAUUAUAUACAUAUAUUGUGGAGUUGGCUGAAAUUUUUGUCCUUAAUAAAAUAUAGACCAGUGCAAUGAAAACCAUUUAUUUUCUGGUUUA
This is a messenger RNA of Lycium ferocissimum, 1786 nucleotides long. RefSeq names its product cytochrome P450 71AU50-like. Gene Ontology annotation, molecular function: oxidoreductase activity, acting on paired donors, with incorporation or reduction of molecular oxygen; monooxygenase activity; iron ion binding. The record is from RefSeq and is a predicted model, not a curated record. Bases 123 to 1613 code for a protein of 496 amino acids. Lineage: Eukaryota; Viridiplantae; Streptophyta; Magnoliopsida; Solanales; Solanaceae. The transcript is spliced from 2 exons.